UUUAUUCAGACUCAAGACAAUAGGAGCUCAGAGUGAAAGCCACAACUUCCCGUGCUUCAUCAGUCAGACCAAAACUCUAUUUUGAAAGAAAUCAUGCUUGUCAAAUUUAUCUGCGCUGUAGUCACCAGGGCAUUGUUUAUUUUAGUGUCUCUUAUUGGUGUAUGGAGGGUGACAUGGGUUAAAAAUAAUAAUUUAUACUGGUUUCUGACUAUCCUCUAUCUACCUCUCGUGGCUGAAAUGAUUUUAACUCUGAGAAGAAGAAAAGGGAAGGAUUAUAAAUGGUUUUCUCCAGCAAUAUUGUUUUUCCUCAUCAGUAUCAUACCAACCAUAUGGAUCCUUGAGUUGCACCAUCAGAAAAACAAAUUAAGUGAUACUAAGUGUACUAAUCUGGAUUCAUCUGAGAGCAUUCAAGCCUUUCUUGAUGAACGGAGAAACUCGACCAAUGGAAGUGUGAGCCAGCAGGACCCUCUGAAAUUUUUGUCAUCGGUUUGUGCCAAUGACUGGAUCCUGGCCCUUCAGCAAAUCGUCCUGAUCCUGAUGAUAGUGGGGAAGUGGUUGCUACCGAUUGCUGGAGGAGUCACCAGAGAUGAAAUAUCCCAGCUGUUGCUCAUCUUUGUGGGCACAGCUGCUGAUAUCCUCGAGUUCAUCAGUGAGACCCUCAAUGAUGUGGAGGAGGACAGUAUACAAUUUGUGUGCAUUAUUCUUGGGGUCUGGACAUUGAGCAUGCUACAGUUUCCUUUGCAUUUCUCAGUGGUGAACACCAAACCUGAGGAUAUUUGUGAAGGCCAGGUUGGCUCUCUCAUCUCCAAGUUCAGGACAGAUAUAUGGGACAUUGCGGGAACUAUUUUUCUUCAAGAUGGCCCCUUCUUUGUUGUCCGACUUGCAGUUAUGAUUUAUUUUUCUGACUUUCAUCAAAUGCUGGUCUUCUUUACCAUUAAGAACUUCCUAGUAGUGUUGAUUAACAUCUACAGGAUGUGGGCCAUUUGGAUAGAUAACAAACCUUGAGAUGUACAAACACGAUCUUGUUCAGUCAAUCAACUGCAGUGAUGAUUCAUUGCAUCACAGUUGUUGUUGUUUUUUAAUCAUUGUAACGGAACAGCUUAUUAAUUAUGUAUACAUAAACAACAUGUUACAUUAUUAAUAAGGCGGUCAAAGUAAUGAGAGUAAAAAAUGUGGUGCUUUUUGUGCUAUUUUUAAGGCUGCUAAUGCAUGAAUUCAAUUUGACAUCAUAAACUUUUUUUAUUCUGUUAUUCUGGUUUCUUAAAGCAAAGCCUAGUAAGUGCAAUGGAGCACAGAUUUAGAAUAUGAUCAAUUAUUUUUUUAAUUACACUGCCUGUCAAAUAUUUGGAAUAUAUAUAUAUAUAUAUAUAUAUAUAUAUAUAUAUAUAUAUAUAUAUAUAUAUAUAUAUAUAUAUACGGUAUAUUAAACAGUUUAGCAAUUUAAUGCCUUGUUAAACGUAUUAUUAUUAUUAUUAUUAUUAAAUGAUACUUACUCCAAACAUUUGUAUCACACUUUCUUCAUAAAUAAUAAGCUGCAGAAACCAUUUUCAGCAGUGGUAUGAUAAUAAGAAAAAAUGUUUCUCGAGCAGCAAACAGCAUAUUAGAAUGAUUAUUUUCAAAUCAUCUUCAAAUUUCAUCAAAGCUUGAGCAUGAAAUAUAACUGAAUAAUAAUAAUAAUAAUACCCAUAAAGUAAUAUUAAAACAGUUAAGUUCCUGUUUUUGAUUGGAAAUAUCUCAAGCAGUGCUCACUGUAGAACCAAAUGACAUCCAGCUCCACCUCUGUGGAGAUAAUGGGUGGAGUUAUGUUAAGUGAUAGGGUAACUGGUAGGGUUAGGGUGUGACUGCGUCAGGGCUGCCAACUUUUGAGUUCAACUUGGAGUGAGAAUUUCCAUGGCGGGCUGGGUGGGGGUUUUGGUUGGGGUUGUUUUGUAAAAAAAAAAAAAGUUUUGCUUGACAUCUAAACAUGCCUAGUAGUUAACGUCAUGUUGACUGGUACUGUAUUUUUUAUCAUAAAAUUAUCUAAAAUUAAUAUCGGAGUGCUGCUAAACUAAUACAUUUUCACCACAACAAGAAUAGCAAUGCACAGGGAGAGAACUGCUAUAAAAAUAUAAUUUGUCAAAACUGAUGUGCAUGAUGCAAUGUGAAUGCAGACUAUUGUAGUAAUUGAAAAAUACUUGAAUUUUCAUAGCAAAUUAUUUUUGUAAUGACUAGUAAAUUUUGCAGUUCUUUCGCUGUGCAUUGCUAUUGUUGUUGCGGUGAAAAGUUAUUCAUUUUGCAGCAUUGCAAUAGUUAUUUCAUACAUAUCUCUGGUUUCACUUGGAUAUAUGUGACAAUAGGGAAGAAAAUACUAUCACAACUUCCGUUUCAUGCCAACUUUAAGCGAUUCAGGGUCAGACUCUCUCUUUUUAGAGACACAUCUUUAUUUAUGAUGAGCUUUACGAUUUUGGCUGUUUACAUUACACACUGCAUGAAAGGUAAUUUUCAAAAAUCCAUAAUAGGGGCACUUUAAAUUAGAUGGUGUAUGUAUUAGAUCAAUGUUUUUCUGUAAUAUCAAUUAUUUAUGAUGUGAAAUGUUACAACUUUUCCUAACAGUUGAGGAUGACCUGUACCACUGUCUUCAACCUCAGGCUUAUCAGUUCUUUUUUUCCCUUGUGCUUUUCUGUAUUCUUUAAACAUAGAGUUCAGUUUCUUACUUCAUCAGACCACAAGACUUGGUCUAAGUAUGGUGUUGAAUUGUGAUACUGCUGUUUAUGCUGAGGUUGCAGGUAAGGUUUCCUCCUUCCAUUCAGAUCAUGUUUGUGCACACUGACCCCUGUAGAAGCUCAAUAUUCCCACAAGUUCUUUAAUAUGCUCAGUUCUGUAUUAUAUGUAUGUAUGUAUUUAAUAUGCUUAAUUCAGUAAUAUGCUUUGUUCCGUAUUCCUAACUACAAUGAUCAGUUCUAUCAGUCUUGUAUUCAGCAUUUUUUAAAUUCAUUUUUUUAGUCAACUAUUGAUCAUUUUUGGGAUGUUUUUUAUUUCAUAUAACUGCCUAUGCAUUAGGUUUCUUACUAGAAAAAAAUACAUAUUUCACAGUAUUAUUGUUUUUCCUGUAUUUUUGGUCAAUUAAAUUCAGCCUUAGUGAACAUGAGACAACUUUAUGCUUUUAUGUACUGUAGGCCAAGCAGGGGUCAAGCUCAAAGCACAAAACAAACAAUGAAAAUACGUCACAGUGCCCUUUAAGGGCAGAACAUGUUUAAACAAUAAAAGUGUAUGUCAAAUUUUCA
Cyprinus carpio (common carp) is the source of this 3263-nucleotide messenger RNA. Its product is annotated as transmembrane protein 26-like. The record is from RefSeq and is a predicted model, not a curated record. Lineage: Eukaryota; Metazoa; Chordata; Actinopteri; Cypriniformes; Cyprinidae.